Penicillium canescens is the source of this 1158-nucleotide messenger RNA. RefSeq lists its product as uncharacterized. Gene Ontology annotation, cellular component: mitochondrial inner membrane. Gene Ontology annotation, molecular function: ribosome binding. The transcript has a single exon. The coding region runs from base 1 to 1158 and encodes 385 amino acids. Lineage: Eukaryota; Fungi; Ascomycota; Eurotiomycetes; Eurotiales; Aspergillaceae. Gene Ontology annotation, biological process: intracellular monoatomic cation homeostasis. The record is from RefSeq and is a predicted model, not a curated record.
AUGGCGUCUAGAACUCGGGGUCGAGGCAUCCAUGCUUCAUUGCAGCCUUGGAGCAACUCUAGUUUUCAUUAUCAAGUCCGAUCUCAAUUGCAGCCCGUCUGUGUGCGGCCCAGUCAACUCUUCUCAACCUCGGCUUCAAGUCAACAAUCUCGCCGACCCUCCCCAUCAUCACCUUCGUCCUCCGUCUCAUCUACCACUAUAGUCACAGCCCCUUAUAAAAUUGAGGUCAAUGCUCCUAGCAGCACCUUUCCCGCCGAGAUCGUCACCCCUGCUCCCAUCUCUCCAUCCGCUGGACUUCCGGACAAGCUGAAACGCUUUGUUGAAAUCGGCCGCACAUACCUCACCUUCUACAAGACAGGCUUGAAGAAUGUGUACCGGAACUACCGCAUCUCAAUUCCCCUCCGGAAAGAGCUGGGUCUCUCAGUAUAUCUUCCCGUGUCUCCUCCACGGACAGUCUCACACAAUAACGCCAAUGCCCCUUCUAUAAGAAAAGAAUCACGACUAGGACGGGCGCAAUUCCAGCUUGUCUGCCGCUCAGCUCGUGAUGUCCGGCGCAUGAUCCCCUUCACAAUGAUCUUGAUUGUCUGCGGGGAAUUCACGCCGCUGAUUGUCCCAAUCUUCGGGUCCGCCAUUACUCCAGCUACAUGCCGAGUCCCCUCGCAGGUAGAGAAGGAACGCGUUAGCGCAACCAAGAGAAAAAUCGCUGCGUUGGACGUUCAUGUGACUGCCUCCAAGGACAACUCUUUGAGCCUGCUUCGAUCUAGUAGUGAUGAGCAAUUGCAUCUUCUCGCUAAGCAAUUUGCCGACCCAGCUUGGGCGGCGAGCGCUGACCCUGCCUCUGUGCUGCGUGCCGCUGCUGUUUUUGGCCUGGUCAAGCGUCAUGACCGAGCUGCCGCGACACUUCUGGCUGGUAUGAUCUAUCGGCCCCGGCUCGCGCGGCAUGUUGAGUACCUGGCCAUUGAUGACGGGAUGAUUCGUGCUGGCGGCGGCGUUCGAGCUAUGAAUGCGGCCGAGGUUCGGAUCGCGGUUGAAGAGCGUGGUGGAGUUGAUGUCUCGGCCUGUGCCAAAGACCGCAGCCAGGCGGAGAAUGUCGAAAGGCGCUGGCUGGAGCAGUGGCUGGCUAUUCGUGGAGGCAGCCCAAAGUCCAAGAAGCAGUAG